UAUUUUGACGGGGCACCACAUUAGCUUGGUGGUGUAGCUUCUUUAGCUAAUAAUUUGAUGAAUAUUCGGCGAUAAGACGCCGUGGUUUUUGAUCAUCGAUGCCACUAAAGGAUCAAUCCAACUCGACCGUCGCCAUGAAACCAGCGGUGGACGAGAUGUUUCCUGAGGGCGCGGGGCCGUACGUUGAUCUGGAUGAGGCUGGGGGAAGCACAGGACUGCUGAUGGACCUGGCUGCCAAUGAAAAGGCAGUUCACUCAGACUUCUUUAAUGAUUUUGAGGAUCUGUUUGACGAUGAUGACAUCCAGUGACAGAGACGAACAUGUCCUCAGAGUAAUGAUGGAUGAUAUUCACACCACUUGACACCUCUUUUUUUGUGGAAAGCAAACCAACCAUUUACUGUCUAAUGACAUACAAUUUCCUUUCAUAGUUGUCCUAGUUUCAGGCUUUUUUUAAAACAUCCUUAAAAAGUCGUCACUGGCUCCAGAUGUUGUGAAAUUCUUUAGAUCCCAAGGAUUCCUUCAUAUGUGCUUAAAAUUAUGAGCUUGUAUCGUGCUCAUGUCUUCGACCGUUUCUUAACUGGAUUGCAGGUUUCAGUGUGCCGGAGAACACCUGUUAGGAGCGUAAUUAUACUUGUGAUAGGCAGAGGCUCCAUAUGCUGCUGCCUUUAAAUAUGCUGCAGAUGGCAUAUGAUGAAUGACAAUCUGGUAAAAUGGCUUCAAGUAUUUAUAUCACACUGUGUGAUAGUCACAUGUAUUCUGUUUUUAUCUGCAGUCUGUCCUGUUACGUCAUGACUUUGCACAUAGCUGUACAGUUGUUAAGGAUCCACACCUGUAUUUUUGUGGUCAAAAAUAAACAAAUAGCAUUUUGUAUUUAUUAAAGAA
Epinephelus lanceolatus (giant grouper) is the source of this 881-nucleotide messenger RNA. RefSeq names its product COP9 signalosome complex subunit 9. Lineage: Eukaryota; Metazoa; Chordata; Actinopteri; Perciformes; Serranidae. The record is from RefSeq and is a predicted model, not a curated record.